Messenger RNA from Dryobates pubescens (Downy woodpecker), 1459 nucleotides. Its product is annotated as secreted frizzled-related protein 2. Gene Ontology annotation, molecular function: Wnt-protein binding. The transcript has 4 exons. Gene Ontology annotation, biological process: non-canonical Wnt signaling pathway; negative regulation of canonical Wnt signaling pathway; canonical Wnt signaling pathway. The coding region runs from base 563 to 1423 and encodes 286 amino acids. NCBI's taxonomy places the organism in Eukaryota, Metazoa, Chordata, Aves, Piciformes, Picidae. The record is from RefSeq and is a predicted model, not a curated record.
AGUAGGAGGCUGUCAGUUUUAUAGCUCUUGAACAAAGAAAGUAGCUCUUCUACAUUGUAAAACAGUGGAAGAGACAGGCAAUUAGCACAAGCAAAACAUUUUCACUUGAUAAGUCAAUCUGGGCUGUUUUUUCUGCCCUGUCAGCAGUGUCUGAACACAAAGGAGACACAGCAGUCCCAGGAGACAGCUUGUCUGCCCAACUGUUUUUCGGGGGGAUCUCUUAAUUUGUUUUAGAAAGCACAUAACAAACCUUCUAGGUGUCAAAAUUUAAUAUGCCACAUAGCAUGCUGCAGCAACUGACACCCUGGGUCAUGUGAAAGGCUAUACCACAUUGGUGUCUUUAGGGAACACACUUCUAUACUUUGUAUCCACCCCCUUGGUUAUCACAACAAUCCCUUGAAUAGGCAAUAAGACCUGGUCUUGUCUCAAGUGAUUUGAUAAGCAGUUGAUAACCAACAGUUCAUUAAGCUCUUGGGAUAUAUAAGCCACAAGGUUUUCAGCAUGCCUCUGUACUCAGAGGGUUUUACAGAUCCCUGCUCAGCAGCCCGUGAGUCACUGGAAGAUGUUCUUGACUGCAAAAAUUCUUUGUUUUGCUGUGAGUGGUUUCCUGAGAGUGGCAAUAGGCUUUGACAUCGGAUUAUCCACAAAAUGUGUGGUGAUACCCAAGGAGAUGGACAUGUGCCACAAGAUUGGAUACUCUGAAAUGAGACUUCCCAACCUGAUGGGACACACCAGCAUGGAAGAGGUUAUCCUAAAAUCCACCACCUGGCAGCGCCUUGUGCACACAGACUGUCACCCCCAUGUGAGGACAUUCUUGUGCUCCUUGUUUGCACCCGUCUGUUUAGAUACGUUUAUCCAUCCCUGUAGGAGCAUGUGCGUUGCUGUCCGUGACAGCUGCGCUCCCAUGCUCGCCUGCCAUGGACACUCCUGGCCUGAUGGUCUGGACUGCAAUCGAUUCCCUGCAGAUGAGGACAUGUGCCUGGCAUCUCUUACAGAGGAAUAUAAAUACUUGCACAAAGUCCUGCCAAAGCCUGCUUGCCAGGCCUGCCCAGCAGUGGAGGAAUUCCUUCCUCACAAAAGAAUUCUGGACGUUUUCUGUGACAGUAACUUUGCAGUGAAAGUAAAGCUGUCCAAGAAAAGAACAGCAUUUGGUGACCAAGAGUAUAACAUUGAAUGUCAAGUAGAAUUCAUUACCCAGGGGUCACUCUUGCCUCAUGAAACUCAGAGUAUGAUACAACAGUGGCUGCUUGUCAAUGAAAACUGUACACAGAGGAUGACUCCAACCCAUCGUCCCAUGGUGUACCUCCUUGUGGGCAAUAUUGAAGAAGGCAUCAUUUUAGUAAACCAGGUUUACCGUUGGCAGAGGAAGGACUCUCAGCUGACUUUGGCCACUCAGAAGUGGAGAUAUCAUAAAUGUUUGUAACUAUUUAUCAUAUUACUUGUAAAAAGAUUAUUAUAC